AGCGGUGGCGGCGGUGCUAGGGUCCUGUGGCGCGGACAGCUCGGCACCGCGGGCGGCAGGUGAUUUUAACCAGCGCUGAUGUGCCCAGCAGCAUGUGUGUGCAUGUUCAGUGUCUUUCCAGGCAUCUCCUCUGUCCUUUUCAAUAGAAGAGAUGUUUGAAACAAUUUCAUCCCAGUGAUUAAAAAAAAAAAAUAAAAAAUGGAGGAGAUACCAAGACAGACGUCCCACUCAGAACAGAGUUCACAGUGGUGCGAGAUACAGAAUAUCAGCAUCAAACAGUUUGAAACAGGCUGGGAAUGGAGUGCAUAGUUUGGAUACCAGCAGUGGGACAACUAACCAGAACACAGCAUCCAUGGGACCAUUGUUAAUCAAUGACUUCUAAGUGCAGGAUUGGUGCUGUUGGAUUGGAAACAGGUGCUACAAGAUGCCAGGUGAGGUGACUGAGAGCAGCAGUAGGAUGGAGGAGACUGUGCAGAAGGACAUCAAGUCCGGAGGCCAGAGCCCUCGCUGUGGCACAAUGAGAAGGGCUGUGGCAACCACUGUGACCUUUGAUGGGGAGGCCACUAUGGACCGGAGGAAAAAGAAGAAGAAAGAGUCCCGUCCCGAGUCAAUAAUAGUGUAUCGGUCUGAAAAUGACAAUAAGGUGGAAGAAGAACAGGUGGAUGAAGAAGGAGGGGAGAGGAGCUCUGAGGAAGGCUCCAAGUUCCUGGGUCAGUCUAUGACAGAUGGUGUCUGGAACAUGCCUUUAGACAGCCGAUAUGUCACCUUGACUGGAACAAUCACCAGGGGAAAGAAGAAGGGUCAGAUGGUGGAUAUCCACGUCACACUAACGGAUAAAGAGCUGCAGGAACUGGCUAAGUCAAAGGAACCUCCUAAAGAAGAUGUACCUGAGAAGAAGAAGAAGUGUGAUAUUGGGUUAGACAGAGGGCCCCACAUCGUCCUCUGGACCAUCAUUUGCCUCCCCAUCAUUUUUGUAGUGUCCUUCGUGGUUUCAUUCUACUAUGGAACCAUUACAUGGCCUGUAUUCAGCUGUAGCCCAGGUAGCAUGGUCCUUUGGGUACUGGUGGCACGCUGUCAGGGAUAUGGAGAAAGGAUUCUGUGGCUGGCUCUGCAGCAAGCUGGGCUUGGAAGAUUGUUCUCCGUACAGCAUUGUCGAGCUGCUUGAUUCUGACAAUAUCUCAGGUUGAGCUCAAGACUACACUGACUGUCCUGGUUAGAACAUCUGGGAACUGGUGAUGUAUAAACAAGUCCAUCUGAUCCUCUAGUCCAGACACUGAGAAAUAAGUAGUAUCUGCUGCAUCCUUGAUCCCUGGGAGGUCAAAGGAGCCUCUUAGCAUUGGCUGAAGGCUUAACAGUGAAUAACGCACAAACAAAAUACCAAGAGCAGUCUUGGCCCCACACUUAACUGAGAAAGCAGUGGUGCUCCCUGGGCACAGGUAGAGCCAGGCUGUGUUUGUUGCUUCCUACUUUCAUUUUUUACUGGUGAGGUCUUUCAAAGCAAUUACCAACUUCCAGAAAAAAAAAAAAAAAUAGACCCCAACGUGUGAGACAAUGUCAGGUAGUUUAGUGGGCUUUAAAGGGCUGACAUAUGCCUGGGACUGGUUCAAGCAGUGGAAUGCCUUUCACAGGCCUGUUUGAAUCAGGCAGGGUGAUUUGCCUCUGAAUUAAUGGAGAUGCUGAGGAUGAGCCAUGCCAGAGCUGGCAGUCUGUAGUGACCUAGUGCAGCCACUCUGCUUAAUAACUGCUCCACAUGGCAAUUGCAGGUUCCCACAUGGCUAGAGGGUGGGAAUAAGUGAUGCUUAACAAGCAUUAAGGAAAAGGAAGGUCCACUGGCAAGUGUUCUCACGCUUUGCCUAAAGGGACACUGCUGGCAUGACAGGGAUGGAUUGUGUAUCUUGGCUCUAACAUGCAGCAGACAAGUUUGGGGAAAGGAUGGCUGGCAAGUGUGCAUUGCUGCAGAGGGAGAAAACCCAAUUCAGCUGUCACUGCCAAACAGCAGCUGUUCAAGACUAGACCAAAGGCUGGGGUCAGUAGCACAAAGAGCCUUCAGCUUACAGAGAGCUUCAAUGAUAAAUACCAGCUCAUUACAGAAUACAUCUGUGUAAAAUGUCUGCUGAGCUGCAGGAUUUGCUUUCAUGAUUGCUAAUAGCCGGCUGUAGUGGAGACAAAACCAAAUCUGUGCCUCUUACUGCUACGAAGACACAAAGGAGUGUCAGAGGAGUCACAGUACCCUCCCUCUGCAGUGGCAGGUGUGCUUCUGGGUUUGGAGGUCACAUUUUGGAGAAUAUUCUGGGACAAUCCAUCCUGUGUUUUCUACUUCUUUACACUUAACUAAGCUUGCAUUGGCUCCUGCUAAAUUCAAGGUGUUCUGUCAUUGAUUUUGGUGGGUGCUAUUUUAAGCUUGGGAUUAGUUCUGGUGCUUGGGAUUAGUUCUGGUGCUAUUUGUAAAAGUUUAAUUCAGACUUUUCUCUAAACAACUGCCCAUUACCUUCUGUAGCAAUUUCUCUGUUGCAAAAUAUAUAAUCAUUAUCAAUUGUUGUAAAAGAAAAAAAGCACAAGUUUUUGUCUUGUUCUACCCCGCUUGCAGAAACUCCCAAGUAACUUCUGCUUAUGUGCCACUGUCAGAAUGCAAGGAAUUCCAGUUACUCUGAUUGUUGAGUGUGUUUCUGGCUGCUCUAGUCUGGAUGUUUUUUAGGUAAAGGUACUGUUUGCUGAUUGUUAUUUUUAAUUGCAUUCCCUUUUCCCAUCCUUGCUGGCCUGGGUGGAGAAUAAAGAUAUAUGUGGCUUUA
Molecule: messenger RNA, 2789 nt
Organism: Pseudopodoces humilis (Tibetan ground-tit)
Lineage: Eukaryota; Metazoa; Chordata; Aves; Passeriformes; Paridae
Gene: TMEM169
Product: transmembrane protein 169
Source: RefSeq, a predicted model, not a curated record